This is a messenger RNA of Pseudoliparis swirei, 2339 nucleotides long. It is a transcript of the gene arf6b, whose product is annotated as ADP-ribosylation factor 6b. Gene Ontology annotation, biological process: intracellular protein transport; vesicle-mediated transport. The transcript is spliced from 2 exons. Gene Ontology annotation, molecular function: GTPase activity; GTP binding. Lineage: Eukaryota; Metazoa; Chordata; Actinopteri; Perciformes; Liparidae. The record is from RefSeq and is a predicted model, not a curated record. Gene Ontology annotation, cellular component: cytoplasm. The coding region runs from base 801 to 1328 and encodes 175 amino acids.
CCGAGUCGGCGCGAGGCGGCGGCAGCAGCAGCCGGUGCGCGAGCGGCGUGAAGCCGCCGGGAGGAAGUGGCGGGUGAUGCAGCUCCACAGCUUUCCGGUGUAGCAGCACUGCGACCAGCUCGACUCACCGGAGAAAGACGAGAGCUGGCUGUAUGUAUCGCGACGGGAGGGGGAGAUCGGAGGGGGAUAAGAAGAGGAGUUGCGCGAGUGGACGCACGUGUUGCUGAGUCACCGAGGAGUUAUUUUCAGAGACCAGGCGGCGGGGUGAAGUUACCCGGCGCGACGCUUUCUGGACUCGCCACUGAAAGCUGCUUUUCUCCCCCGGCAGCGGUGAAGAGAACAAGGGCGCACCCGAUGUGGAGGACCGGACUCCAGAAGGAACUCACGAGCACCGCGGCCUCCUCGGGGCCUUAUCGACACACGGCGGCUGCUCCCUGCACAUUUUAACCGCCACGGCCUGUUUUUGACACGCAUCUUUAUGUCGAUUUUUGGGCAAAAAAAUGAACGUCAAGCAACAGCUGCUGCCAAGUUCUUCGUCUAACGUGCCAUGUUGCGUGUAGGGCUUGCACACACGGUGAUACUUUGAACAUACAUGUCCCAGCACACAUACUUUCAAGCAAAAAAACACAUUAAGUACUGUUAGGUUUUAACAUGAGUGUGCAUUUUUGACUUCCCACCCCACCAUAUGCUGAGUCAUGUUUUCUGAAGUAAGCCCAUAAACUGAAGCUGUAACAAGUGAAUAAUCAACCUUUUUUCCCCCCCUUCUUGUUAGUCAACGUAUUUAUGCACAAUAGUUAAAAAUGGGCAAAGUGCUGUCUAAAAUAUUCGGCAACAAGGAGAUGAGAAUAUUAAUGCUCGGACUUGAUGCUGCGGGAAAGACGACAAUCCUCUACAAGCUGAAACUCGGACAGUCCGUCACCACGAUCCCCACGGUCGGCUUCAACGUGGAGACCGUCACCUACAAGAACGUCAAGUUCAACGUGUGGGACGUCGGGGGGCAGGAUAAGAUUCGCCCUCUGUGGCGACACUACUACACGGGCACGCAGGGGUUAAUCUUCGUGGUGGAUUGCGCGGACAGGGACCGCAUCGACGAGGCGAGGCAGGAGCUCCACCGCAUCAUCAACGACCGGGAGAUGAGGGACGCCAUCAUCUUGAUAUUCGCCAAUAAGCAAGACCUUCCGGACGCCAUGAAGCCGCACGAGAUCCAGGAGAAGCUCGGAUUGACCCGCAUCCGAGACCGGAAUUGGUACGUUCAGCCGUCCUGUGCGACCACAGGUGAUGGACUGUAUGAGGGCCUGACCUGGCUGACCUCGAAUUAUAAAUCUUAAUGAUUGAGUGCUGACUGUUUUAGGUCAAAGCUAUAAUAACGUUGCAAGUAACACGUAACUUCUCAAAAGUGAACAUGGUUAAGAGAAUGUUGAUUAUCUCCCAUUUAUUUGUAAUACGUUUACCCCGUGACUAAUUUAUCUUUUACUGGGUUUGCUGGCUUAAAGUUCGCUUGUCCUCUGUAGCGGGCCUGUGUCACAUUCGUUAUCUCUGGGUUUCCUCGAUGAUAUUGAAGUAAUUGGUCCUAAUGUUAAAGCCAGAGCCUAUUCUUUGCCCCGUUUGUAUGGUUUUCAAAUGAAUCUGAAGCUUUUGUCUUCGUUCUGGGACUAAAGCCGUCUUCACGGUCCUUAAGUCCCUGUUGCAUUGAACUUGAGUCUCUUUUUUUCUUUCUGAUGAGAUCUUUAAUGUCACAGUAUACUUGAAGGACUCUGACAUCUAUUUGAACACCGUAUUGUGAUGAAAAGGAUUUCUUAAUGGUAUUGAGAGCUGCGAGGGGGGAAAAAAACUAAAAUAAUUGUCCAUUGCUCACAUGUCAUUGUCAUCAGAGAAGCCAAACCACGUGAGACAUGAUCUGAGAGCCCUCCCAAUCCCCCUCUGGGCUCUAUAUUUUACCGAUUGACCUUCCGUGUCAUGUCUUGAUACCUUAUUGUGCUGAAUAUUUAAAAAAAUAGCCCUCCAAUAACUCUUAAACAUGCUUGUCGGGAUGCAUUUUUUAUUUUGGGUAAUGUAGUAAGUUGACUCGAAGGAAUGUUCUUCAGCGCUGAGCUUUCUAAAUCUGACACCACAGUUGAUUAGUCUCAGUGUUGGGACAUUAUACGAUAGCCUAUAUCUGUAGCAUGAGUACGAGAGUACAGUCACCCCACAUCCGAGUCCAUCUGUCGUGCGGUCGGACGGAGCUGUUUACUGGGGAAGUGUUGAAGACGCCCUGGGGUGCAGCUCUCGUUUUGACUGGGGGAACCAUGUACAGAACAAUGUCAUUGUAAUGUCUUAUUAAAAAAGUGAUUUUAAAUCUU